AUGGCAGACAGUGAGGAGGAGCUGCAGAGAAGAUGCCUGAGGUGGCAGAUUGGAAUAGAGAGCAAGGAUUUGAAGGUAAAUACCAAGAAGACUGAAUUUAUGUCAAGCAGCAGGAAGGAUGUGGAAGGGAACAUCAAAGACAAGGACAAUGCUAGGCUCAAGCAUGUCCAGGAGUUCAAAUACCUUGGAGUGACCGUAGAUGCCAGGGGAGAAGUAUGGACAAUGUGUAAGAAGGAGGAGAGGAUACUAGAGGCGACAGAAAUUAAUAUGUUGAGAAGAAUCAAAGGCGUGACGCUGAGAGAAAGGGAAAGAAGUACUGACAUCAGGAGAGAAUUGGGAGUGAGUGACAUCAACGAGAAGGUCAAGAAGAUAAGAAUGAGAUGGUACGGACAUAAAAAGGCUGAAAUGCCAUACCCCAAAUUCAUUUGUGCUUCACUUCAUUACAAAGAGUCAUUCAUCCUCCAGGGAGCCAGUGGAAAAGCCAAAGGGGUGCUAAUUGCAAGGAGGGAGGGGCUCCGAUGGGAGGGUCAUGAGACUACCACUGGCAGGGUUAAAAGGGCGCUGUUGGAAGGGCUGAGGGAGCACCACUGGAGGGGCCAAGAGGGCACCAUUUGA
This is a messenger RNA of Penaeus chinensis, 615 nucleotides long. RefSeq lists its product as uncharacterized. NCBI's taxonomy places the organism in Eukaryota, Metazoa, Arthropoda, Malacostraca, Decapoda, Penaeidae. The transcript is spliced from 3 exons. The record is from RefSeq and is a predicted model, not a curated record. Bases 1 to 615 code for a protein of 204 amino acids.